AAUUUAAGAUUUUUAGGAUUUCAUUUCAGGCCUCCUCUAAACAAUGCAAAUGAAUGUCCUCCAUUUUUUGACAGUCCAAAAUGCAUAUUUGAGUAAAGCAUAUAUUCUGUUUUGAAGAAAGAAACUGAUGCAUCUUGGAUGGCCUGAGGGUGAGUAAAUCCAGCAAAUUUUCAUUUUUGGGUGAACUAUUCAAGUCUUGUUCAUAUAAAUCUAACUAAUUUGAGUAAAUUUCAUGCUAACUAGAAAAAUAAAAAAAUGUGCCAAUGGGGCACCACCUUUUAAAAUUACUAAUUAUAAUUUUUUUUCAGUGCCAAUAUGCAAAAUUAAGCCUUUUAAGAAUUAAGGUCAUUAAGGGCCAUUUAGAUUUAGAAAAGGCUAUUUUCUUUAUGCAAAAUGUAGUUUUACAAUUUGAGGGUCAAAUAUGACCAGAACAUAUACUUUACUGAUAACCAUAUUCACGUACUAUGGCAUUUACACAAGUAUUUUAUAAAAUGCAUGGUGGUGUUAUGCAAUAUGCAAGAAAACAUCAAAAUUAAAAAUAAUGGUUUUGACUUGACAUGGUACCAUGUCCAAAACACAUGGUAUUACCAUGGUAUUUUGGUGGUUUUUCUGUUAAGACAUGCCACCAAGAACACGUUAAGGUCACUUCACCACAAAAGAAAUGACAUUUUACUUAAGCUUAUUUUUAAGAUUUAAUGUUGACAUUAUAUUCUUGACUAUUAUGCACCCCCUGUCCACUAAUUAUUUCCAUAAUUUACCGUAUUCCAAUCUCUUUACUGUAAUGUGGAAAAAUGGUAUUUAAAAAAUGUAUUUGUCAUGGUGGUAUGAUUUAAAAAUUACUAAGACAAUAGUGUAAAAUGGUCAGAAGGUUGCUGUACCUGAAAGUCCUGAAAGUAAUCAGAAUUGCAUUUGAAUACAACUGAAUUUAUUGACAUGAAAAUGUUGCACUGCGAAAAAUAUUAAUGGUCCUAAAAAUAGACUUUUUUCUUCAUUUUGUGAAAUGUGACCUGCGCAUGUUUUUGUAAGAUUCUACCCCAAAAUCAGUGUCUUACACAUUACAGCUGUUCCCCUCUAAAGCGUCUACAGAAUGUUAUGGGUUAUGCUGAACCAUGUUUUAUUUUAUUUUUAUUUUUUUUUUUUCUGUAAAAGGUCAAAGCACACUUCUGUGUCUCCCUACCUGUGUGUGUGUGUGUGUGUGUGUGUGCGCGCGCAUAGAGUUGCUACAUCUGUUUUUGAAUGAAGAUUACUUUGAGUAACUAGAAUCCAUGACAUGGGGCUUAAUUUGUGGGAUAAAAUGAUUUCUAGAUCAUAAAACUGUGCCAGUUGGUUGGUUUUCCAGUGUUCAUACUUCAAUGGUUUCUUCUCUCUCGCUCUGUUCACUAAUAUAAUUUUUAUCCAUUCUGUUUGUCGCAUUAAAUUAGAUGUUCUACCUUCCACUCCCAUUGGUGCAGAAAUGCUGUUCGUGCCUUGCAGAAAUUUCUGCAUCCACGCCAAGGGUCACACACACCUGAUCACCAUGCGCACACUUCUGCUCACCAAACUAACACAAUCUCAUGAUUUUUAUCUAAGUGUGUUCAAUCUCAAAUGGCAAAUUCUACUGAAAAUGAAGAAACUGACACGGUAGGAAGGGUAAGAACACUCUUUGUCAGUGGCCUGCCUGUUGACAUUAAGCCACGUGAGCUUUACCUGCUGUUCAGACCCUUCAAGGGAUAUGAAGGAUCUCUGAUAAAGCUGACCUCAAAACAGCCUGUGGGAUUUGUUACCUUUGACUGUCGGUCUGGGGCAGAAGCGGCCAAGAACGCGUUGAAUGGAAUCCGUUUCGAUCCAGAGAGUCCUCAGACGCUGCGUCUGGAGUUUGCUAAAGCCAACACAAAGAUGGCGAAGAGCAAACUGAUGGCCACACCGAACCCUUCCAAUCUGCACCCAGCUCUAGGUGCACACUUCAUCGCACGUGACCCAUAUGACCUGACGGGGGCAGCACUGAUUCCAGCAUCCCCCGAGGCAUGGGCUCCAUAUCCUCUGUACACCACUGAACUGACUCCAGGGCUGCCUCAUGCUGCCUUCACCUACCCUGCUGCUGCUGCAGCUGCCGCCGCCCUGCACGCCCAGAUGCGCUGGUACCCGACACCUUCUGAAAGUUCGCAACCAGGGUGGAAGUCACGCCAGUUUUAAGUUCAAAUGCCAUAAAUUCAGUUCCGCACAUUUAGUUUUCUACUCCCAUUUGAAGGGGAACUGGGCUCAAUAUUUAAUUUAAUUAGGUUUAUUUAAUGGACGCAUGAAGGAUUAUUUUAGCAGAGGAUAUCUACUCUAAAGCUCUCUGAGAACGCGGUGAGACGCAGAGGACUCUUGACAAACCUCAUGGUACGGUCCCAUUUCAAAACUUGCGCUUGACGAGCCAGUCAUGUGCAGACGUCAGUGUUUCAAGCUGCUCUUUUUUUUUUUUUGGCGGGGGGUUCAUUCUGCAUGCAUUAACGCAUGAGUUUUAGAAUGCAAAAUGUCAUGUCUGCUCAUUUGCGUUCGUGUUGCCACGACUAGACGUCCCAGUUAACCCUAAAUGUUUUCAGAAUCUUUCAUUUUUGCAGUUUUUUUUUUUUUUUUUUUUUAAACUGAUAUGCACUGGUUAUUUGUUGCUGUGUGUGAACUCUUCAGCAGAUUAGUUUGUUUUCAGAUCUUUAAUCUUCUAUCCUGUUCUCACCGAAUCUGCUCUGUCUGCUUGGAGAAUAUUGAACAAAAAAAAUGUACAACUAUUUUUGUACAUUGGUGUAAUGAAUAUUUAUGCAUUUUUGUGCAAUUAAAUAAGUAUAUAUGUAUGAGCAGUUUAUAGUGUUUCCUUGUGUUUUAUGUUGAGGGAGGUUGAGUCUAAUAACCUGUUUAAAGUAAAUAAGUGCAAUUCUUGAUUUAUUUUUUGAUGCUCUGUUACAUACUGAAGUUUCCAGACUGUGGCAGUACUGCAAGAUUAAACGGACUGCUAACAUGAGAUUGCUGUAUUAUAUUAAAAAGAGAAAAAUGCUGAUUUUCAGAAUGUGAAACUGGAGAAUAAAAAAAAUCUUGAGGA
This is a messenger RNA of Myxocyprinus asiaticus (Chinese sucker), 3055 nucleotides long. It is a transcript of the gene rbpms2a, whose product is annotated as RNA binding protein, mRNA processing factor 2a. NCBI's taxonomy places the organism in Eukaryota, Metazoa, Chordata, Actinopteri, Cypriniformes, Catostomidae. Gene Ontology annotation, biological process: negative regulation of smooth muscle cell differentiation. Bases 1585 to 2172 code for a protein of 195 amino acids. Gene Ontology annotation, molecular function: protein homodimerization activity; mRNA binding. The record is from RefSeq and is a predicted model, not a curated record. The transcript is spliced from 8 exons.